UUGAGACGCAGCCGAAAUCUGAGCGAAAACUUCAGUCGGUGUGAGGCAGCGGGGCAGCGGGGAAGCAGGGAGCUGAAUUAUUGUGGUGAAGCGCGAUGGGUGUGCAGGUCCGAGUGGAAUAUUGUGGCGGAUGAGGCUACGAGCCCCGCUAUCAGGAGCUCAAGCGAGUUGUCGUCGCUGAGUUUCCUGAGGCGGCGGUGUCCGGCUUCGUCGGCAGACAAGGGAGCUUUGAGAUUGAAAUCAAUGGACAGUUGGUUUUCUCAAAGUUAGAAACCAGUGGUUUCCCUUAUGAAGACGAUGUAAUGGAUGCCAUCCAGAAAGCCCAUGACGGCAAGCCGGUGGAGAAGAUCACCAAGAGCCAGCCGCCUUGUGUGAUUCUCUAACACCUUCUGACCCAGAUUACCACACCCAACUCUCUGUGGCUGCUCAGGGAACACUGCCUUCCUGCCUGUUAUUUUGCAAGUUAAAGCUUUCCUGUGAGGCUGAACCCUGCAAGUUAUGGGUAAAACCAUUUAGAGUGAGAUGUGUGUAACGGGUCCUCUGGUGUUUCCUUUAAACUCGGCUUCUCACGGCGUGGCUCUUUGGACUUUUAUGAUUACUAUAGCUGAAAGAAGAAAGGCUGUAGUAUGAAACUCAUGAUCCAGACAUGCCUUAUAGCAGGAGUUGAGGGUAAGGGAAACAUUAGAGAGAAAAAAGAAGGGGUUCACACUAUGCCCAAAAAACUAAACAAAAAAACACAUAUAUGUAUAAAAUGCUUUGCUUGGGCUGUUUACUCUAUUUAUAAUUGUUAUUAUAAGUGCUCAAGUCUUUUGUUUUUUCUAUCUAUUUCACCUUAUUGGGUUAGAAGGUUAGACAACAUAGCGUGUUUACAUGCACUUCAUAUUAAAUAAUGUCUAAAAAUCUGAUUGAGAUCUGAUAGAGUGAGCUGGAUUUUAGCUCAGUAAUCACUUUUUUUCAGUCUACAUAUAUAUAUAUAUAUAUAUAUAUAUAUAUAUAUAUAUAUAUAUAUAUAUGAGUACUGGAGUAUUCUUAGAUUUCACAUUCUGUGCAUAAGUGAAAACAGACCCUGGUACCACAAGGACUGUAUUUGGUGUAGUGUAGCUUAGUCACCCACACUAGGAAUUAAACCCUUGUCUCACACACGAUGUGGUAGCUUACAAGCAGGUAGUGGUGUUAUGUGAUUAUCAGCUGACUCUAAUUGUGAAUAUGACGUGUAUGUUAACACGCUCCUAGUCUAACCUUAGUUAAAGAGUAUCAAAUCCUAUUACCUGCACGUCAUCAUCACUACUGAACCAAAAACAGAAAGACACGUGUUUCAUAGGUGAGAAAAAAAAUUCUUGAGCGCUUAAAAUAGACCUAAAUUCCAACCUGAUGAUUUUUCAUGUUUCCGAUCUUGAUUGUUUAAUAGUAGCAUAAUUAAAUAUAGGCUGCUGGUAAUAAAAUUACAAACCACUGCCAGUGCUAGGGUUAUGAUUUUACUUGAAUCCUCAAAUGAUAGUCUUUUCUGUUUAGGAUUUAGUCUAUUGAAAAUGAAUGGGUCUUUACUUCACUAGGGAAUGAUGCAAAAUGAGGCAUAACUAAGCUUUCUUAAAAUUAGACCAGAACCUGUAGUUUAUAGUUUUUUUUUUUGUUUUGUUUUUUUACUUUUUUUUUUUUAUUUCAUUGUAACACUGUCACAAAACCAAAUUUCUGCAUUUUUACAUUUGAAUUUAAACUGCUUUGUACCAUUAAUCAGUUAAUUUAUAUAAAAAUAAGGCAUUGUUAUGAUUUUUGAGAGGUUUUACCUAAUGAGACUAGUGCAAUUUAAUCUGUACAUCAGUAAUGUCAAUAACUCUCUUGUGUCCUUAGUCCUGCCCUUCACUUCACUUGGCUGUGCAGAUGAUGAGCUGUGUGAUCAUUGCAGUGUAGGUCAUUCUCUGUAACGGUUCUCAGUUUGCUAAAAGCUCAGUUUUAGGGUUUAUUUUCACUGUUUCAAAUCAUGUAGAAUCUAACGGUUAUUGUUUUGCAUGUAGUGCACAACUACAUAUACGAUAAAUGGAAGUGUUGGCUGCUUUUGUGAAAGGUAUGCAGAAGUCCAGAGCAUUCCAGGUACAAAUCCUGUGGCAGCGAGUGUCGCAGUGUGAUGGCGAGUGUCGCAGUGUGAUGGCAAGUGCUGUACAUGUCAAAAAUAUAAUUGCAGUAGCAGGAAACACUAGCUGUCUUCUGUCUUACCUUCUUAAACCCAAGCUCAGAUUUCUCGUUCACUUCUGCAGCUUAUUGGAUAAUUCAGUGUAGUCACUUUGUGCUCAGGAAAUGUCUCAUAUUUAACUUAUCAUAUUUAACUCUCAUCUUUUUUUUUGCUACAUAUCGCCUUUGUCUUUUCUUUUACAAGAGCUCUGUCAUAACCUUCUUCAUUCUUGAAUAAAAAAUUGAUCAUUUUGUGGCGGA
This is a messenger RNA of Astyanax mexicanus (Mexican tetra), 2427 nucleotides long. RefSeq names its product selenoprotein W, 2a (gene mien1). Lineage: Eukaryota; Metazoa; Chordata; Actinopteri; Characiformes; Acestrorhamphidae. The transcript has 4 exons. Gene Ontology annotation, biological process: positive regulation of filopodium assembly; negative regulation of apoptotic process. The record is from RefSeq and is a predicted model, not a curated record.